AUCGAGAAGCCAUUAUUCUAUCUUUCUUUGUAUAACAUGAUCAUGAACAUGCUCGUUGGGUUUGACUUAAUUAAUUAUGACUAAUUAAUGCAGGGAAAUUUCGAGAUUUCAGCGAUCGAGGGUAAUAUUGUAUGGCCAGGAAACGAUGACAAUAACAAAAAGAGCCAGGUGACUGUUUUAGUGUCUGGAACUGAUGGUCAGAUUCGAGGAGGACCUGUGCGAAGCUUAAUUGCUAAAUCUUCUAUUAAGGUGUUUGUUAGCACAACGAGUAAGCAUGAUACACACAACAUGGCAAGUGAAGAAUACUACCCGAGGGAAAACGAUGAGGUUCCAUUGUUCCAAUUCCAGGACCAAGCUGAACGUAUGGCAGAGAUAGUGGAUCAGAUCUAUAAGACUACGUUGAAGGAGCUCAAUAAUCAAACAAAUAUAUAACUCCUACUGGGGAUGCCACCAGACCAAGAAUUGAAGGGGAAUCUUAUUCAUCUUAUAUAUAUUAAUUCAUAUAUAUAUAUGUUCAUGGUUUAUUUCAUUUUUUUUAAAAAAAAAGUGGUUUAUUUCAUUAUUGUCUAAAAAUGUUACGCUAUAUGACAUUUU
Messenger RNA from Glycine soja, 594 nucleotides. RefSeq lists its product as uncharacterized. The transcript is spliced from 2 exons. Lineage: Eukaryota; Viridiplantae; Streptophyta; Magnoliopsida; Fabales; Fabaceae. Bases 88 to 432 code for a protein of 114 amino acids. The record is from RefSeq and is a predicted model, not a curated record.